GGUACAUUUGAUAGAGUUGAAGAACGCCAUGAUGUUGUAGCAUAGUGUGCGGCGCUAGCGCUGUGUCAUGCCAGUGAACGUGUGUGUGCGAAGGAGACCCGGGCCAGAGUUGAGCAACUAUUGAGGUUUGUCCACAAUCAUAAUCAUGACUAACAGCAACAGUGACACCAAUGCAAUCUUUCAUCACAAACGGCAGGUGGCGUGCGAUCAUUCGUAUUUCAAAAGUCACUCCAGUCAACCGUGUCAAUCCUUGCGAUCGGAGCCUGAGGAAGGUUUUGCUAUCUCCUCUAUAAUCAUUCGCUCGCAGUUCAGCUCUCAGAUCCCAAUGGAAAGCGUGGAGUGCGUGUUUGGGCUAUAUCGUAGGCAGUUUAUCCUGUCAAACAAAUUCCAACUAGCUGAAGGAGUAGUGUGGGGAACUGGCCAUGGCUAGGAAUCUAGGAUCAUGCACGUGGUGUCUGCUGCAGUGUAUCGUUGGUGCAUGUGCAGUGGUUACAAGCGACUUGGAAGCGAUAAAACUUCUCAACGACUUGUCCGCAUCAUGCGUGGAGGACAGUGGCGGUCCAAUGCCCUGUACGCCAUUUCCUCCGCUGGACUUGGGCAGAGCUCCACUGACGGACGUGCGUAGCAGCAGCACGUGCAGCAAUGAGGUCUACUGCAUUCAGGGGCAGGACGGUGCGGAAUGCAGAAACUGUUCUCGACUGUUUUCCAUCGGCAAUCUCAAAGAUGGACAAACCUCAGAUGUGUCGCGAUGGCAGUCCUCCAAUCUGCAGUCAUCCAAUGAACGUGUCCAGCUGCAGAUGGACUUCAAUCUCCCCUCCCUGAUCCUGUUUCAAGUGCAAAUGGACUUACCGAACUUUCAGUCACAGCCACUCACAGGGCUGGAGGUUGACAGGUCGCACGACUACGGUCUGACAUGGGAAAGGCUGGCUAACUUUCGACGUAACUGUCCAUUGACUCCGAGCCUAUCAUCCUGCACGAAUUUCACGCAGACAUCAACCUUGCAGGAGAUUCCAAUGCUAGAGUUCGUAGGCAUAAGAGAUGUGGCCACAGCGUUCACCAAUGAAACUAACAUGGAAGAGUUUCUGGCUCGGACACCUUUCACAACUAGCAUCCGAUUAACUUUCCUGGGAAUCGAAGAGCCUGCAAGCACCGACAUCUCCUUGUUCUACGCACUCGCUGAGCUGCAAGUCAUUGGGUUACCCUUCUGCAAUGGUCAUGGCCGAAUGUUUGACCCUGGCAACGCCACACAACCAUGUACGUGUGCGCACGGAGCAUCGGGCAGGACAUGCAACACAUGCAACGGUCAACCACUACCGCCAUCCUUCGUUGCUAGUACCAGCUCAUGCGAUACGCCUACUGCCAGUACUGCCACAACUGCACUAGCAUCAGUGUCGACAUUGCCGCCCACCACUGAUGCAGUACAGACUAUACCCAGCACAAGUACUACACAUGUCACUUCAACAAGACGUGCAGUGACCCCAAGCAGGAUAACGUCAGUUCCAGGAGUGUUGACAUCGCCACAGGCACAGGGCGGUGAUAAUCAGUUACUGUCUACUCUACUUACUACUGCGACACAGGCACCGACUGCAACCAGUGACGUUUUUAAUGGAACAGUAAGCGAUGCACCGACUGCAACCAGUGACGUUUUUAAUGGAACAGUAAGCGAUGCACCGACUGCAACCAGUGACGUUUUUAAUGGAACAGUAAGCGAUGCACCGACUGCAACCAGUGACGUUUUUAAUGGAACAGUAAGCGAUGCACCGACUGCAACCAGUGACGUUUUUAAUGGAACAGAAAGCGAUGCACUGGCUACAGCCUCAACCAGGAAUGCUACCAAUAAUGCGAAUAGCACUGAGCAACCUCAGACCUCUGCCAUCCCAGCAAGCCAAGACAGCAGUGGAAACUCAGCAGAAGAUGAUGAACAAUUUAGCUCGGGGACACUCAUUAUCAUUCUGGUAGUUGUAGUGGUCGAUCUCCUAAUCGUGCGUGCUGCUGAUAGUGGUGCUGGUUUGCAAGAAGAGAGCUAAUAAACGGAACCGGAGAUCAGCAGCACAGCCUGAAGUUGUCCUCAUUCACGACAAAGAUGGAGCGCACAGCGUGAAGCUGCAGCCUGUACCGGUAAUGGAGGACCCCUUUGUGCAUGUGUAUGACAGUCGCGGAGUUUACUCCGUGCACAUACGAGCCAACCAGGCCGCGGAUGACGGACCAGCGACACUGCCAGACUUGCAUGGAGACAAUGACGGCUCAAUUGGCAUCAACACACCAAACUGGGAUGACAGUCUGGACUCCUCCGUGAACCACUCAAUCAGCACUAGCCACUAGAUUCCAGCACUGCUCUACAAGUAUGAGUAACUUACAGUCAUGUAAGGAGUAUUGCAGAGCUAACAGCCACACCUUAACCUACACUUCUCUUUUUGAAGGAGCAAACAUUCUUUUCCCCGCAAACUCAUUGUGUCACGUUUUUAAACGAUUAACAGAUUAUCAGCCCCUAACUGUUAGCUAAAAUGCUAGAUUUUAAACGAAGCUCCAGGAAGAAUAAUAACGUCCUGGACGUUCACCGAAACUUUUCCCACUCAGUCUUCUCCCAGUUCCACACCACAUGAAAGAAUUAUAGAAGAGAGGCACCCAAUCUCUCUGGGAGAAUGGUUAUUGUUGAGAUCUGUACGACAUUGAGCACAACAUAUUCUCCUUCAACGCCGCACACCAUGAUGUAGAGCCUUGUUUAGGAGUUCUUGAAAUUUGAUUUUCACUUUACUGUUCUUGAAUCAUUGAGAGCUCGAUUUGUAUUCACAGUGUACGUUCUUUUGAGUUUUUGAGCUUUGUUGUAAUGCACUCUGGUUGUGUAAGGCUGAGGUGUACUAGAGAAACGAUAGUGCUAGUACUCAAACGGUUUACACUUGCAAUCUACUACAGUAAUCCUCAAAUGCCUGGGAUCACGGGCUCUUUUCAUCACUGGAUAUCAUGCCGCCAGUGAUUGACGUUGAACUGAGUUGCUGCACAUUGAAUACAUAAUGCUGUGCUGAGCAGAGUGUA
Messenger RNA from Sycon ciliatum, 3033 nucleotides. Its product is annotated as mucin-4-like. The transcript is spliced from 4 exons. Lineage: Eukaryota; Metazoa; Porifera; Calcarea; Leucosolenida; Sycettidae. Gene Ontology annotation, biological process: animal organ morphogenesis; tissue development. The record is from RefSeq and is a predicted model, not a curated record. The coding region runs from base 423 to 2027 and encodes 534 amino acids.